GACACCUUUUUGUACCUUUGUUACUCACUCAAUGCCAAGAAAGAUAAAAAUGAUGUUUAUGUCGACUUAUGUCACCAAAAUGGAAAGCAGCCAAUGUUAUCAACGCGCGAGUUUUUGAAUCAAGCUGUCGUUUUUACUCAAAUAAUACUUUUUUCGAUCUUAUAGUGGGAACAAACGGAGGGAAAAUGCGAGGGAUACGAACGAGGCGAUCUAUUUUGAAUGCAGAAAGUGCAGCUAAAACGAGCAAAUACCGCGCGACGCAUUGAGGAUUACACCCUGUGCUUAUGGUGGUGGCGGUGGCGGUCAGUGGCGGAAAAAAGGUAGCCGAUGAUGUUCGCGCACGCAGAUAGGAUAGGUUAGGAGAAGUGUUGGCCGCUGCCUCGUCUCUGUUUAUCCGCGUUACCGAAGAAUCGAAGUCGCGUCGCGCCCGCAGGUCAUCUCCAGUGCACGUCCGACCGCGAUGAGAGAUUCGUAGCGGAGGUUAGACGCCGAGGUAACCGUCGAUCGAUUCCGCGCGAUCAAGAGCGGUGCCGGGUGCGUAGAAUACAGCUGGCAAAAUGGGCAAGUUGUUGUCAAAGAUUUUUGGCAACAAGGAGAUGCGUAUCCUCAUGUUAGGACUGGAUGCAGCAGGAAAAACUACAAUAUUGUAUAAACUUAAAUUAGGACAGUCUGUGACAACUAUACCAACUGUAGGAUUCAAUGUAGAAACAGUUACCUAUAAGAAUGUUAAAUUUAAUGUGUGGGAUGUAGGUGGUCAAGAUAAAAUACGUCCAUUAUGGCGUCAUUACUAUACAGGAACGCAAGGACUUAUUUUUGUAGUAGACUGUGCGGAUCGAGAUAGAAUUGACGAAGCCCGUCAAGAACUUCAUCGAAUCAUUAAUGAUAGGGAAAUGCGUGAUGCAAUAAUUUUAAUCUUUGCUAAUAAACAAGAUCUUCCGGAUGCAAUGAAACCGCACGAAAUACAAGAGAAACUGGGAUUAACUAGGAUACGAGAUAGAAAUUGGUACGUUCAGCCAUCUUGUGCCACAACGGGAGACGGGCUUUAUGAAGGCCUUACGUGGUUAACCAGUAAUCAUAAAUUAUGAGCAAAUAUUUAUUUUUCACAAAUUAGUUAUAUAUACAGAGAAUAUACGUUUGCUUUGUAUUUUUUAUUUUAAUUUAUCAUAUGGAGGCUCCACAUCAAGACGAACAACAACUGACAAUGAUACAUUUGACGACAUCUUUUUUACUAGUACAGUUGCAAAAAGGAAAAAAAGGAAUAAUAUAAAGACGACUAUUAAUGGUGUGUUCCAAUAAUAUCGCUACUAGGGGAAUAGUAAUUUAUUGUAAACGAGGUACCAAGGGUUUACGUGUGACCUUUGUUAUACUAGCUAUUUAUCCCAUUUCAUGGAAAUAAUUACCGGAUAAAAUUAUGCUAGCGGGUUUAAUACCGCUCUAUGUACAUGUAACAUAUUCACACAAGUGUACUAUUUCAUGAGACACACAAAUUGUACAAGUUAAAAAAAAUUACGAGAAUCUAGUUAUGAUAUUAAGAGGUUCACGGAUUCACAAGGAUUAGUAUACUGUAUAACUUACCUUUGUGUGUGUGCAGGAUCAUAUCUAAUAUCUAUCUAACUGUUAUUUGAGCGGAAAGUACCUCAAGUUUUUAAUUGAAUGCAGCUAGAGAUUUUUAACUUCGUAAUAUCUUGUUGUCAAAAUGCUAUCUAAUGUAUUAUAUAAUAUUCAUACAUAUAGCCCGUGAGUAUAAUACGUGAAUAAAUUUAAAAUACCUAUAUCGAGGUUUUAUAUAGUACAGCAAGAUUCUGUUGAUAAACAUCCUUGUUGUUUAGAGUUUUUU
Molecule: messenger RNA, 1837 nt
Organism: Mycetomoellerius zeteki
Lineage: Eukaryota; Metazoa; Arthropoda; Insecta; Hymenoptera; Formicidae
Gene: Arf51F
Product: ADP-ribosylation factor 6
Exons: 5
Coding region: 558-1085 (175 amino acids)
Molecular function (GO): GTP binding; GTPase activity
Source: RefSeq, a predicted model, not a curated record